Messenger RNA from Drosophila teissieri, 770 nucleotides. It is a transcript of the gene GstE5, whose product is annotated as glutathione S-transferase 1. The transcript has a single exon. The coding region runs from base 14 to 682 and encodes 222 amino acids. Gene Ontology annotation, biological process: glutathione metabolic process. The record is from RefSeq and is a predicted model, not a curated record. NCBI's taxonomy places the organism in Eukaryota, Metazoa, Arthropoda, Insecta, Diptera, Drosophilidae. Gene Ontology annotation, molecular function: glutathione transferase activity.
UCAGUGUGCAAACAUGGUCAAGUUGACUCUAUAUGGUGUGAAUCCCAGUCCGCCAGUUCGUGCGGUCAAACUCACGCUGGCUGCCCUUCAGCUGUCCUAUGAGUUCGUGAAUGUUAACAUCUCGGGUCAGGAACAGCUUUCUGCGGAAUAUCUGAAAAAGAAUCCGGAGCACACGGUGCCCACACUGGAGGAUGAUGGUCACUUCAUUUGGGACUCGCAUGCCAUCAUCGCGUACCUGGUGUCCAAAUAUGCCGAUACGGAUGCCCUGUACCCCAGAGAUCUGCUCCAGCGAGCUGUGGUGGAUCAGCGGCUGCACUUCGAGACAGGAGUGGUGUUCGCCAAUGGCAUCAAGGCCAUCACCAAGCCGCUGUUCUUUAAUGGCCUGACCAGGAUACCCAAGGAGCGCUACGAUGCCAUUGUCGAGAUCUAUGACUUUGUGGAGACCUUCCUCGCUGGACAGGAUUACAUUGCCGGGGAUCGGCUGACCAUUGCCGAUUUCAGCCUGAUCUCGUCGAUCACUUCGCUGGUGGCGUUUGUGGACAUCGAUCGGGUGAAAUACCCCAGGAUCAUUGAAUGGGUCAGGCGAUUGGAGCAGCUGCCCUACUACGAGGAGGCCAAUGCGAGAGGCGCCCGGGAAUUGGAGACCAUUCUAAAGUCCACCAAUUUCACUUUUGCAGCCUAGCUUUGAAAUCAAAAUACAAAUUUAUGAAAUAAAUUGGAUCUAAGAGAAAGUAUCGGUGUAGAAAACAAGAGAACUUAGUUCCAUGAAA